AUGGAUCUCAAAGACUUGCAACUGCUUGCCAACAAGAAGCACGACCUGCUCCACGCUGCCCAAGAGGCGAGAAAGCUGUCCUAUUCGCCGUACAGCAAAUUCCGUGUAGGAGCCGCCCUCUUGACCAAAUGGGGUGAAAUCAUCCUCGGAGCCAACUACGAGAACGCUUCGUACGGUGGGACCGUCUGCGCAGAACGCACCGCUCUCGCAAAGGCACUCAUCCGCUCUGACCAGCUCGAUGUGGCCGAACAGAACUCGGCGCGCAAGAUCGAACGUGGUGACAUCAUAGCCGUAGCGGUGGCAAGCGAUCUCGAAGGCAGCUGCAGUCCCUGCGGUUUCUGUCGACAAGUGAUUCGAGAGCAUUGCAGCUUGCAAGCUCGCAUCUUGAUGGUGGGGUGCAAUUGGAGCAAGGCGUCGGCUGCAAAGACGAUUCAGUCAACAGUCAAAGACGAAGGUGGGAAGGAACUCAACGAGCCUAACGUUGAGGUGGUGACACUCGAUUAUCUCUUGCCGAUGAGCUUCGGUCCGGAGGAUCUGGACAAGCCGAGGCAUUCAUAG
Messenger RNA from Sporisorium graminicola, 558 nucleotides. RefSeq lists its product as uncharacterized. The record is from RefSeq and is a predicted model, not a curated record. The transcript is spliced from 2 exons. Lineage: Eukaryota; Fungi; Basidiomycota; Ustilaginomycetes; Ustilaginales; Ustilaginaceae. Gene Ontology annotation, molecular function: cytidine deaminase activity; zinc ion binding. Gene Ontology annotation, cellular component: cytosol. The coding region runs from base 1 to 558 and encodes 185 amino acids.